This is a messenger RNA of Monodelphis domestica (gray short-tailed opossum), 5962 nucleotides long. NCBI's taxonomy places the organism in Eukaryota, Metazoa, Chordata, Mammalia, Didelphimorphia, Didelphidae. The record is from RefSeq and is a predicted model, not a curated record.
CCAGCCUUCCCCUCAUGAGCUAAAAACUUAGUAAAAGAGACACGUCCAUUUCUUUAAAUAAUAAAUAACUCAGCAGACGGCUGCUCCCCCGCUGUCUCCUCUCCUCUCGCAAUUGGGUAUUUCGGUCUGGGAUCUUCUCUAGCUCCUUAGCUCAUGUGUGCCCGCUAAGUCUGAGAGUGUGGAUCAAUGUUUGACCGGUUAUUAAAUCGGGAAAGUACGCGUGACGGCGAGCCCUGCGGCGAAAGUUGUUCCCCGGGUGCUGAAGUCUUUGGGACUCUAGAUUAAAAGAAAUGGAGUUGUAGCUUGUUGUCCGGAACAUUUGUGUGUCAAAGUAGGGAGCACCAAACGGAUUCGCAGCCUGGACUUCCCUCCCGCUUGGGUUUUUGCAUGGGAUUUAACCGAACCUCGGUGGAUUUGAGGCAGCAGGUUAUGGAGACCAAGGGAUACCACAGUUUUCCUGAAGGCCUAGAUAUGGAACGACGUUGGGGUCAAGUUUCUCAAUCUGCAGAACAUUCUUCCCUGGGGUCUGGAGAGAGGACUGAUGAGAAUAACUAUAUGGAGAUUGUCAAUGUAAGCUGUGUUUCCGGUGCUAUUCCAAACAACAGUACUCAAGGAAACAGCAAAGAAAAACACGAACUACUCCCUUGCCUUCAGCAAGACAGCAAUCAAUCUGGGAUUUUAACAUCUGAUAUUAAAACAGAGUUGGAAUCUAAGGAACUCUCAGCCACUGUUGCUGAAUCUAUGGGUUUGUACAUGGACUCCAUAAGAGAUGCUGAUUUUGCCUAUGAUCAGCAGAAUCAGCAAGGAAGAAGCCUCAGUCCAGCAAAAAUUUAUCAAAAUGUUGAACAGCUGGUAAAAUUUUAUAAAGAAAAUGGCCAUCGCCCCUCUACUUUAAACAGUGUGAACAGGUCCUUGAGAUCAUUUAUCUCUGACUCUGGCAAUUCUGUGAAUGGUAGUAUCAUGCGCUCUAUUGUUAAAAGCCCCAUAAUGUGUCAUGAGAAAAGUCCUUCUGUUUGUAGUCCUCUGAACAUGAAUUCUUCAGUUUGCAGUCCUGCUGGAAUCAACUCAGUGUCCUCAACGACAGCCAACUUUGGCAGUUUCCCAGUGCACAGCCCAAUUACCCAGGGAACUCCUCUGCCAUGUUCCCCGAAUGUUGAAAAUCGAAGCUCUGUGUCGCACAGCCCUGCACAUGCUAGCAAUGUAGGUUCUCCUCUGUCUAGUCCAAUAAGUAGCAUGAAAUCCCCAAUUUCAAGCCCUCCUAGUCACUGUAGUGUCAAAUCUCCUGUCUCUAGUCCCAAUAAUGUCACUAUGCGCUCCUCUGUGUCCAGUCCUGCAAACAUCAACAACUCCAGGUGCUCUAUUUCCAGCCCUUCCAAUACGAAUAACAGGUCGACUCUUUCUAGUCCAGCUGCUAGCACUGUGGGGUCUUCUAUCUGCAGCCCGGGAAACAAUGCCUUCAGCUUUGCUGCUUCUGCCACAUCUGUCGGAUCCAGUACGACCCAGGAUGUUAUUCCUAGUCCAGAAACGAAUGAGAGAGGUGCUCCAGAAGUGACAUUUCCCAAAACAGAGGAAAUAGAGAAUUCCAUCUCCAAUAAUGGUGUGGCUAGUCAGCUUAACAUCAUUCAGUAUAUAAAAUCAGAACCAGAUGGAGCUUUCAGUAGCUCGUGUCUUGGAGCAAAUAGCAAAGUCAGUUCUGAUUCCCAAUUCUCAGUACCCGUCAAACAGGAGUCAGCCAAGCAUUCGUGCUCAGGUACUUCUUUUAAAGGGAAUCAGACAGUAAAUCCAUUUCCAUUUAUGGAUGGUUCAUAUUUUUCCUUCAUGGAUGACAAAGACUAUUAUUCUCUAUCUGGAAUUUUAGGACCACCUGUUCCAUCAUUUGACGGCAGUUGUGAAGGCAGUGCAUUUCCAAAUCCGGGCCUGCCCAUGGGAAUUAAACAAGAGCUCGAUGAUGGUAGCUAUUAUCAAGAAAACAGCCUGCCUUCAUCUGCCAUCGUUGGUGUGAAUUCAGGUGGACAGUCUUUCCACUACAGGAUUGGAGCUCAAGGCACAAUAUCUUUAUCAAGACCUAUUGGAAGAGACCAAUCUUUUUCACAUUUGAGCUCAUUUCCUCCAGUCAAUACAUUGGUGGAGUCGUGGAAAUCACACAGUGACUUGUCAUCCAGAAGAAAUGAUGGGUAUCCAGUUCUAGAAUACAUUCCAGAUAAUGUGUCAAGUUCUUCUUUACGAAGUGUUUCAACUACAUCCUCAAGACCUUCUAAAAUAUGUUUGGUGUGUGGGGACGAGGCUUCAGGAUGUCAUUAUGGAGUGGUGACCUGUGGCAGCUGCAAAGUUUUCUUCAAAAGAGCAGUGGAAGGUAAAUGUUCCUGGCAACACAAUUACCUAUGUGCUGGAAGAAAUGAUUGUAUUAUUGACAAAAUUCGAAGGAAGAAUUGUCCUGCCUGCAGACUUCAGAAAUGUCUACAAGCUGGAAUGAAUUUAGGUGCUCGAAAGUCAAAGAAACUGGGAAAGUUGAAAGGGAUUCAUGAAGAACAGCAGCCUCAGCAACAGGCUCCACCACCCCCACCACCCCCCCAGAGCCCGGAAGAAGGAACAACUUAUAUCGCACCAGUCAAAGAGCCCUCUGUGAAUUCCGCCCUUGUUCCUCAGCUCUCCACCAUAUCACGAGCACUGACGCCUUCACCGUCUAUGGUCCUUGAAAGCAUUGAGCCCGAAGUUGUAUAUGCAGGCUAUGAUGGCUCGAAACCAGAUACAGCAGAAAACUUGCUCUCUACUUUAAACCGCCUGGCUGGCAAGCAGAUGAUUCAAGUAGUCAAGUGGGCAAAGGUUCUGCCAGGAUUUAAGAACUUGCCUCUUGAGGACCAAAUUACCCUAAUCCAGUAUUCUUGGAUGUGUCUAUCAUCAUUUGCCUUGAGCUGGAGAUCUUACAAACAUACGAACAGCCAAUUUCUCUAUUUUGCUCCAGAUCUAGUCUUUAAUGAAGAGAAGAUGCGUCAAUCUGCCAUGUAUGAGCUGUGCCAAGGGAUGCACCAAAUCAGCCUUCAGUUUGUCCGUCUCCAACUUACUUUUGAAGAGUACACCAUAAUGAAAGUGUUGCUGCUCCUAAGCACAAUUCCCAAGGAUGGCCUCAAGAGCCAAGUUGCAUUUGAAGAAAUGAGGACAAAUUACAUCAAAGAGUUGCGGAAAAUGGUAACCAAAUGUCCGAGUAACUCUGGGCAGAGUUGGCAAAGAUUCUAUCAGUUGACUAAGCUCCUGGAUUCCAUGCAUGAUCUGGUGAGUGACUUGUUGGAAUUCUGCUUCUACACCUUCCGAGAGUCCCAGGCACUGAAAGUGGAGUUUCCUGCAAUGCUGGUGGAGAUCAUCAGUGAUCAGCUACCAAAGGUGGAAUCGGGGAAUGCCAAGCCCCUGUACUUCCACAGGAAGUGAUGGAAAAAUGUCUUAAUGGAAGAACUUUGCCUUAAGUUUCCCUGUGUUAUUCCACACCCAUGAAGGACCCAAGAAAUCACAUUUUUAACAUGCGAUGAUUCACAUUGUUCAGCAGUUUUUCAACUUUAAAAUCACGUUAAGGGUUUGGGGACUGGAAUACAGUUCAACAUGGAUUUGGCAAGAACUGGAUGAUUUAAGAGCUCUUCUCCUUACCCUCAGUGCUUAGAAAAUGAUCCUGUUCCUCUGGAUGAAAAGCCAUACCUAGUCAAUAACUCUUUGAUUUUGAUAUUUUAACAGAUGGAAGUUUUAAAUAUGCCAUGUAGUUUCUGGUAUUGUUUGCUUGUUAUAAAAGGGUUCAAGGACUAAUGAACUUUUUAAAGCUUACCCUUGGUUUGCACAUAAAACGUACAGUCAAAUAUGGGGCAUUAAUAUUCUUUUCUUAUUUAAAAAAAACAAAAAAGAAAAAAAUAUAUACAGACUCUUGUGUAAUAAUGGAACAUUUGGUGUGGAAUAAUCGCCUCCCCACCUGGGGCAUUUGUUCUCCCAUGUUAUCCUUCAUCACUAUUGGACACACCCUUCAGUGUCCAUUUAUUAUUUAAUUAAAAUGGAUAAGAUGUUAAAACAAAUGCCUUGGUUUCGAUUUAUAUUAUCUAUUGUGCUGGCUUUACAAAUAAUUUUUCGCAGUCUUUUGCUGUACUGUACAUUACUGUAUGUAUAAAUUGUGAAGGACCUGAAUUAAGGUGUAAGGAACUUUUGUAAAUGAGACACAUACAAAAAAAAAAAUCUUUAAUGGUUAAUAGGAUGAAUGGGAAAGUAUUUUUGAAAGAAUUCUAUUUUGCUGGAGACUAUUUAAGUACUAUCUUUGUCUAAACAAACAAGGUAAUUUUUUUUUUUUUGUAAAGUGAAAUGUUCUGCAUGCCUAAUGAAGCGUUUACAGUGUAUUUAAGAAAGGGAAAGCUGUGCCUUUUUUUAGCAUCAUAGAAUAUUUACCAUUUUACAGUGUCUGUUGUAAAUAACCACACAAAGUUUUUCAGUUGUCUUUAAGCCUUUCUACUCUUCCAUAUUCCAUUUCCCCUUUUGUCUGCCACUUGCAAGUACCUGUGAGCUGAGUACACUUUAGGACUCCGGCUUCUUUCUUCCCCAAGGAAUGUUGUUGAGUUGUGUUUACAGCUUCAUGAAGGUUUCAUUUAUCAAGACACAACAGACAAGUGGCUCAGGAGCCUUGGCAGCUUUAGUGCUGUAGGGAGACUGCCUCUUCUCUCCUCCACAAGCAAAAAGUAAGUCCUACAAUGUCGGGCCUGGGAGGGAAAAAAUUGCCCUUUAAAGGUUGCUUUCCAACUAUUUGAGAUUUCCUUCUCUGGGAGAAAACACAAGCAACCUCUUAGGGGACCCUCUUGAUGUAGGGGAAGGGCAAGGGAACAUCUAUCCAUCCUUUCAUUCAUCCAUUCAUCCAUCCAUCCAUCCAUCCAUCCUGGGAGGGAGGAUCUCUCCAGAUUGGAACUGGCAACUACUGGGGGUGUUGACAUCUUCAAAAUUUAAAUCUUCAAAAGCCUUUUAUAAUGAAACUGCAGCUCAUACACUCAAAGUUCAACUCAUUUCAUGGGAUUCAGGCUCAGGUGCCUUUUAGGUUUCUCGGCAGCCUAAAAGCAUAAAUAUACAUGUUAAGGGGCAGAGCUAACAGGCUGAUUUCACAAGAUAAAGUGCUGAGAGUCCAGGCCAAAGGAAUCUCUCUGAGAGUAAUGAUUAACAUAAGUACUCACUUACUCAUGGAAAUCACAUCCAUUUCCCCAAAGUCUCCCAGCUAACACUGAAGGAGGGAGGGAGGCACUGAGGGCCCUGAGAAGGCAGCAUUCCACACUCAGCACCCUGCACUCCACUCCAGGCUUAGUGGAGCAUCCUCACCUGUGACAACAGGACCCUGGUCUUUUUAAAUGAUACCUGCCUUAUGCAAUGGGAAACUUCCGAAAGCUGUACUCAAGAGAGAAGGGGUCUUCUUACAUACUUUGCAACUUCAGGAAUUUAAUUUAAUCAACCAGUCUUUAACUAAAAACUGACAUGCACAGCAAUACGAAAGCUACCCGUGGAAGGCUUGAUAAAUACACAGCAUGCAGACUGGGGGUUUCUGGAAAAGACAUGGAUACAAAAAUGCAGCUUUUAGUUCAGACUUAAUUUUUACAGAAUUGGAAUUUCCACUUAACCAGGUUUGGGAUGAAUACAGUCUGCAUCAGCUUUUUGUAUUAACAAAGUUACUGGCUUUUUCUGUCUCCAGGUAACUUUGCUUGAUUAAACAGCAAAGCCAUAUUCUAAACUCUCUGUUGAAUGCUUGUCCCAGUCCAAAUUGUCUGUUUGCUCUUAUUUUUGUACCAUAUUGCUCUUAAAAAUCUUGGUUUGGUACAAUUCAUAAUUCACUGAAACUUCUUCAUAGAAUUAAAAAAAAACACUAAAUUAGUUUAAAAAAGCAAUUUAUAUCUUUAUGCAAAAACGUAUGUCUGUCUUUGCAAACGACUGUAAGCAGAUUACAAUAAAUCCUUUACUUUAA